CGCUUCUAGAAGUGGAGCAACUCUAACAUUUCCCCCUGGGGAUCAAUAAAGAGUUUCUGAUUUUGAUAAGAUAAACCUUUAUUGGUCCCAGCAGUGACUUUUGGUUGUUCCAGCGGCGCGACAACAGUAAUGAGUAGAAAGAGAGAGAGUAAAAGAAAUACAUAAUAAAAGGUACAUAAAUCUAAAAUAAGAAAAAAAAAAUGAAACCAUACAAGUGCAUAUGGAGACAAACAUGGAGGGAAUAAAGGAAUAAAUAUUGAACGGGUAAAGUAGUAAAUUACUUUAUGUGCAAAAUAUUGACUUAUUGCUCAAAUUAACAGCUUUAAAUAAAAAAAGUGGUCUAAGGCAUGAAGGGUAUUGUAUACAGUUAAUUAAUGCUUCCUACAUAUUUCGCUGUAUUUUGCAGCCUUUGCUUCGCUCUCAAGCAUUGAUCCUCAGCUGCCACCAGGGGGCGACACUGACCUUUAAACACAACCACUCACAUCUCUCAUGUUUUUUUUUUCCUCCAGCUGUUUCAUAAUUGAACUAACGGCGCCACAGAUGUGAACUGAGUCCCACUGAGUUACACACUCUGCAUGUUGUUCCCCAAUUCCCCAGUACACACACACACAAAGACAAAAGUGUGUAGUGCGUGUGUUUGUCUAGUUUCAUGCAAUUGUGUGUGUUUGUCUAGUUGUAUACAAUUUUGUGUGUGUUUUGUCUAGUUUGUAUACAAUUCAACUUCCAUUGAAUGAGACAUUGCUUAAUAACAUGAGCUUUCUUCUCCCUCUGUGCCAAACUGUAAUGGUAGCCUAGCAAGUCAGUCAGUAUAUACCGCUCCUACCCAUCUGUCUUCCCUCUACCUGGCUCUUCAGCCCCUCUCCUUACCGGAGAUCAGAGAGCUUCUUGUGUGUCUAAACUUUCUAAUUCUCACGUGGAAGAGCUAAGCUGAAUGUACGCUGGUACACCUGCGCUGUGCUUGCUCAAUCGCUGAAGGAAUGUAGGCCUAAUAAUGUUUAAGCCUUUCCGCUGACAACGCUAUAUCGUGUGGUAAUAUGGAAUCGAAACUUUGAUCCGCCAGUAAUUAAGUUGGGGCGUACAGUAUGUUGUUGCUGAAUUUUGUGUGUGUGUGUGUGUGUGUGUGUGCGUGCGUGCGUGUGUGCGCGCGCGCGUGCGUGCGUGUGUGCCUGUGUGAGAGCACGUAGCAUACCAAGUGAGAAAGUCAGUCACAAAAGAAAGCAUUGAAACACUGAGUGCACGCGGUCGGUCCCCUCCAUGUUUCUCCUUCGUGACUGUGACUGAUCUUUGAAACUGGUCUCCCUCAGAUAGUCCCGAUCGAUCACCCAGACAGAGCACAUCCCAACAGCACUCCUAAAAUAAGAUAACCAGGCUGGAAGCAAAGUGCAAUACAUGAAGGAGAAACCGGAUUUAAGUGCUCCGACCGUGCCAUGGAUGUGAUUCUGGUCUGCGUACAAACUCCACGGAGAUCAUGACGUCUGAGUAGAAAGGAGCAGAAGUAGCAGGUUUUUUAUUUAUUUUUUUAACUGAAGAGAAACGACACUAAAAACAGACAUGUUUAACUUAAGAUGUUUUAUUCCGUGCCUUUUAGUUUUGAUUACAAAGUCUCAGAGUAUACAUGUGGUUGACCGGGAUGGACAGGCAUUUCUAGAGAAUAUUUUACGAUAUUAUGGUCAAAAUAAUUCAAUCUCACCGGAGCAUCUGGAUGAUUUACUGCUGUUGAUGUCAAACAGAAGAUCUGAGGCAGUAAGUGAAGGAAAUCCACUUGCAGACCAAGAGUGUUCCUCAUCAGAGCAGAUCUUGUCCCACUUUGGGUUGAGUAAUGUCAGUAGGUUGACUGUGGGACAUCUGGGGAGGAUCUGCCCCGCUGUGUUGACCCAGGUGCUGCUGCCCUACUGCCCCCACACCGCCCCCAAAGCUCUGCCGCCCAUCGACUACACUGUGUGGGGUUAUGGGUUUCUGGCGGUCACUGUGAUCAACCUGGCGUCUCUGCUCGGCCUCUUCCUGAUCCCCUUCACCAAGAAGUCUUAUUUUCCCAAAGUGCUGACCUACUUCAUCAGCCUCGCCAUCGGGACCCUCUUCUCCAACGCUGUGCUGCAGCUCAUACCAGAGGCUAUGGGUUUUGAUCCCAAAGUGGAUAACUAUGUGGAGAAUGCAGUUGGAAUAUUUGGAGGGUUUUAUAUCCUGUACUUCGUGGAGAAGAUGUUAAAAAUGGCUCUCAGGGUAGAGAAUGAGCAUGGCCACAGCCACUUCACUCCUGCAGAGCCACUUCAAGAAAACUCCCUCCACAACGGAGACUUGCAGGUAAAAAAGGACUCUAUCGUUUUGACCAACAUCACCACCAUCGCCACAGACAAGAGCAGCCCGAUCCCAGAACCUCCGCAUACAAACGUGACACCUCCUCAGGACAUCCAGGUGUCGGAUGUGAUGUGCCACUGGCUGCGUGGGCAACGCGUCUCCAGCAUCAAGACGGUGGCGUGGAUGAUAACUCUGAGCGACGCGUUGCACAACUUUAUUGAUGGUCUGGCUAUCGGCGCCUCGUUCACUGUGUCGGUGCUGGCGGGGUUCAGUACGUCCAUCGCCAUCGUAUGUGAGGAGUUUCCCCACGAGCUGGGCGACUUUGUUAUCCUGCUGAAUGCUGGUAUGAGCAUCCCUCAAGCCAUUUUUUUCAACCUGCUGUCGGCAGUGUCGUGUUACAUCGGCCUUGUGUUUGGAAUCCUGCUCGGAAGCAACUUUGCCCCCAAUGCAAUCUUUGCCAUCGCAGGAGGAAUGUUCCUGUAUAUUGCACUGGCAGACAUGUUUCCAGAGAUGGACAACAUAUUACGGGAACAGAGGCGCACUUCCACCAAGAUCAUCUUCUUCCUGAUCCAGAACGCAGGGCUGCUCACCGGCUUCACCAUCAUACUGCUGAUCACCAUGUUUGCAGGAAACAUCAAACUGGGCUAGAAGGGGAGGGAGACCAGAACUGGAAUGGAAAAAUAAAAGUAGAAGCUGCUUUUGUUUCUGCUCACUCAGUUGGGCAGGAAAGUGUAAAGUGAAUGUUUUGUACAAACAAAACUAAAAUGUCUAAAGGAGAAAUAAUGCUUUCAUAUCUUCUCACUAUCCAGUUAGUGGAACGUUUACUCCAUAAAAGGGAAAAUCUUUACAAUCAUUUGAUGUAUGAACUCUAGUCAAAUUGUGUUUUGAAGAGACAAUAAAUUAUUUUUUCAGUCUUCAUAUCAUGUGAAUGAUCUCACAUUUGUUAUGCCGCAUUGGUGCUCUAGUGUAAACUAAUAUAAUCCGCGUUGUCGUGACAAGUUAUAGUUUUUUGUCUGUUUGAAUAUAGUUUGUAUAUUGAUGUCUGUCAGAGUUUGUUAAGAUGUUAAUAAAACCUGUGCUCACAGA
Molecule: messenger RNA, 3381 nt
Organism: Perca fluviatilis (European perch)
Lineage: Eukaryota; Metazoa; Chordata; Actinopteri; Perciformes; Percidae
Gene: slc39a8
Product: solute carrier family 39 member 8
Exons: 8
Coding region: 1552-2943 (463 amino acids)
Biological process (GO): intracellular zinc ion homeostasis; zinc ion import across plasma membrane
Cellular component (GO): membrane
Molecular function (GO): zinc ion transmembrane transporter activity
Source: RefSeq, a predicted model, not a curated record